Molecule: messenger RNA, 582 nt
Organism: Populus nigra (black poplar)
Lineage: Eukaryota; Viridiplantae; Streptophyta; Magnoliopsida; Malpighiales; Salicaceae
Exons: 2
Coding region: 1-582 (193 amino acids)
Molecular function (GO): calcium ion binding
Source: RefSeq, a predicted model, not a curated record
AUGGAGAGGAUUCGCCAGGUUGCUGUAGCUUAUUAUGAAAAUCUGCCCGAGGAGAAGAAGCGAUAUGCCAGAUUUAUUUUCGAUGAAAUGGACAAAAACAGAGACGGGCAAAUUGACCUAGAUGAAUACGUGGAGUAUCUCAAGAAACAUAACAACACAAUUUUUACUGAUCCAAGCAUGUUUAGAGCGCUGGACAAGGACGGCGAUGGAAGCUUGGAUUUUGAGGAAUCAAUCACCUUGUACUACAUCUUGCAGAGUGGAAGAGCUCUAUUUUGCAAGUGUUGUCAUACGUUCUUGGCAGACGUAUACUUCAGCUGCUUUCAAUGUUUCUGUCUUCAUGAGUCACCUAGCACCUAUGAUCUUUGUUGUGAUUGUUAUGGUGGAAAAAAGUUCACUCACCACGAUGAUGCCAUUUUCUGGGAUAACUGUACUUUACUAAGUAAAAGCAGGAGCUUGGCACUAGAAGCUCCCAUACAGAAGCGAAGAAAUGUGCUUGAAAACGUUGGAACGAUAGCGGAAGUUACAGGCAUGGUUGUUAAUGGUGCUGUUUUUGCGUCAUCCUUUGGCUGCAGCAUUAUGUGA